Messenger RNA from Apis laboriosa (Himalayan honeybee), 6181 nucleotides. It is a transcript of the gene tn, whose product is annotated as RING finger protein nhl-1. Gene Ontology annotation, biological process: protein polyubiquitination; proteasome-mediated ubiquitin-dependent protein catabolic process; negative regulation of translation. The transcript has 16 exons. Lineage: Eukaryota; Metazoa; Arthropoda; Insecta; Hymenoptera; Apidae. The coding region runs from base 313 to 5472 and encodes 1719 amino acids. The record is from RefSeq and is a predicted model, not a curated record. Gene Ontology annotation, molecular function: translation repressor activity; protein binding; ubiquitin protein ligase activity.
AAGAAGAAGAAGAAGAAGAAGAAGAAAAAUAUUUGUCGGAGUGAAUGUAAUAUCGGUCUGGGGCGCGACACGAUGAAUAACGACUUGGCACAAUGGAGAUCUCGAAUUGCAACAGGCCGUGAAUUACACCGUUUGAACUAUUUAUUAGCUGUGACGGAGGAUGAGACUUUGUAUUUCGAGGAGUGGCGCAAGGGAUUUUUUUUUCUUUUGCGGGGAAAUUGGUCGAAACCUGUGACUAAAACUCGAGUCUCCCUUUUUUGAUAUAAUAACGAGGAUCACCCGUACUCGUUUUACACGUGUACAUUUAACGAGAUGAGGAUUUUUAACGAGAGAGGAGGCAUGGAGCAGUUCGAACAACUGCUAACGUGCGCGAUAUGCCUGGACCGGUACAGGAACCCCAAGUUAUUGCCAUGUCAGCACAGCUUCUGCAUGGAACCGUGUAUGGAUGGCCUCGUUGACUACGUGCGUCGACAGGUGAAAUGCCCGGAAUGCCGUGCGGAGCAUCGUAUACCCUACCAGGGUGUUCAAGCGUUCCCGACCAACGUUACCCUGCAACGAUUCCUGGAGCUGCACAUCGAGAUCACAGGAGAGUUGCCGGACCCGACCAGCGGCCAGACGAUGGAACGUUGCGGCGUUUGCUCCGAGAAAAGCUACUGCAGCCUCUGCGUCCACUGCGAGAAAAAAUGUUGCCCCGAGUGCAAGGACGCUCACAUGGACAUCCUGAGGCGUGAAAUAACGCGCAUCAAUUCCCAGAUUCGCAGGGGGCUGCACAGGUUGCAAGACGCGCUCACCCUGGUGGAGAAAAACACAUUGGGUCUACAAACAAACUGCGCCUCGGUCACGGAAGAGGUGGACGAGAUUUAUCGGAGGCUGAGCAAGGCUUUGAAAGACCGUACGGAACAUCUGCGUAACGAGGUCGAUCGAUACCUGAGCACCGAGCUCAGAGGCUUGAUUCAACUCAAAGAGAAUCUCGAAUUGGAAAUCGCGAAUAUUCAAAGUAACUGCGAUUUGGCGGAGGCUCACAUCAACGAGAACGUGCCCUGGGACGACUCGGAACUCCUCGAUACAAAAGAACUCUUCCUGCGUACGGUGGAAUUCAUCAGGAACUUCGAGUACGAAGCCGGGGAUUACAGUCGGCGGGUGCGUUUCGUGAUGGCACACGAUCCGAAUCAGCUGGUCCUACACGUAGCCGGUUACGGUGAAUUGAAUAUCAAGCCGGAGGCCGGAAGUGGAGGAUUGCUGGGUAGUUCGAGCAGUCUGGCACCUCCGGGGGGAUCACCGGGUCUGAUGAGAAGCAAAAGCGACCAUCGUUUGGCCUCGCAAUACAGGCAGCAAGAGGAGGAGCGGCUGUCGAGAAAUCGAUACGUCCCCGAAUACGAGUACGACGCGCCUGAAUAUGAGGUACCGAGGAACAAAUCGAGGUACAGAAGUCGAUUCAUGCGGCAUCGGGAUGGCGACGACUCCGAUGGCGAUUCGAGGUCUACCGUACGAUUCACAUCUACCCCCCAGGAAUCGUCGGGACUUCGCGAACGCGUUCUGGACACGGAGGACGCGGCACGUGGCCCGCUUUCCGGCAUUUUUCGACUCACCGACUCCCCCCGUGUGAUGAGAAAGCUUCAAGAAUACGAGAGGGCCGGGAAAAGGAAGAAGGAGGAACCACCGCCCCAUCCUGUUCAACAACCUCAACCGCCUAAGCCUCAGGUGCAAGUGAGAAAAAUGCCGACAGCAAUGGCGAGGCAAACCAGCGAGGACGACGAGAUUUCUAGAAUUAAAAAGCAGAAUAAAACGGCGGCCACGACCGAAACAGUGGAAGAACGACAACCGGUACCGACGUCUACGCCCGCACACCCACCCCCGAGGGAAGCACCCCCCGAACGAGAGCCCGAAGAACCUGCACGAAGACCGAUGCCUGCCAGGAGAACAUCGACGGAUACCCACGCCCCCGCAACGAGAAGCGCUUCAUCAGACUCGAGCACGGGGUCGGAGAGCUCGGCUGGGUCCGGAAUCCGCAGCACGGGUGCGCCGUUCACCGCCGAGGAAAUGAAGCAGAAAUACUUGUCGAGGGCACCGGCGUCGAGCGCAGCAUCCACCGUCUCGUCGCCGCAUAGCGGCACACCCCCGACUCCCAAAGACACCGCCAGCCCCACCUCGCGCUCCUUUCAGAGUCGUUUUUUAGCUACAGGUAAUCGUGCAGCGCCCCCACCACCUACCCAACCCCCUUCGGUACGAGAGGAGAGCGGCAUAAAGACGAAGAAGGAAGAAGAGGAGGACGAGGACGAGGAAACUAGCAGCUCCUCGGAGGAGACGGAAUCCGAGACCGAGGAGGAAUCGGAAACCGAUGCUCAUCCCUCGGGCACCGGUACCUCGACGACACCAUCCUCGACCGCGGCGCAGGACCACCGUCAAAGGAACGAUUCCGCGAUGGCGAGGACGGACAUCGGACCCCUUCUGGCUCGAAGCGCGGAGGCCAGACGAGGCAGCAAGGAGGACUCGCCAACGACCAGGUAUUCGUCGCCGAGAGGGAGUCCCGCGCAUUCGGUGACGGGGCCGGUGACAGCGACGACGACGACGAUGACGACAGCAACGAGCGGCGCCGCGAGCUUGACAACGCCGGCCGGCUACACCAGCAGGACGUUUCUUAGUGACGAACACGAUGAACCGUCAACCGACCGUGUCGAGGAUUACGAAUACGCGGCUAAGAGCGCGGAUUACGAUAUUCACGGUGCGGACGGAUCGAUGGUUAAACCGCAGUCGAACAAACGAAACCACACGGACGAUAGUACGGACACCGACGAAACAAUCACCUCAUCCUCCUCCUCCUCCGCGACCACUGUUCGAUUCGAGAGUCUCGAAGGUAGCGGUUACGACAGUCGUGUAGAGAACCGCACCGGGGUCGAGCAACACCCGUUAAUGGAAGGUCGUUCGGGGAACGACGUGAACUCUUCGUUAACCGUCGAUCGUUGGAUCGGCGAUCCUGGCCGAUGGGCAUCGUUCGCCCGACCACCCGCCAACCGAGACGACGGCCAUCAUCGGCCGGACGAGAUUACGAAUUCGGCCGCCCCUUCCAUCCACGACGUGACGACUGAUUCGGGAGGGGGGAGCGAGAGCACGGAGGGCAGCGUCGAGAGCGACGAGGAAGGAGAGGGCGACGAAUCCAGGGACGAGAACAGCAACGUAAGGGAUAAAAAGAAUCUCGAUCGAGAGGAUCACGAUUCCAGCGGGGACGAGUCGACCGACCACCACCGGAGUACCGAUCGAACACCGUCCAAUUCUCAUUUCGACAACAGUUACGGAGGAUACGACGAUGUCGGGGUGAAGCGGCCAAGUUCCUCCAUACCGGGGGAGAAAAGUAUCGAGGAGUUGUUCGACGACAACGGAUGGGUGAUUACGGAUCAGGAUCUCCAGCCGGGGAGCCCGCAAACGGUCUCGAAAAGUUUUCAACGGCCUAUCUCGAACGAGGAGAAACGCGACGCCUCUGGAAAUUAUCUCUCGACCGAGGAGAAGGUUGGAGGUAGCGAGGAUCGAACGAUCUCGAACGAGGUCGAAACGAGUGGAAACGCGGAAUCCGUUGUCUCGGAAUCCUCGCGGACUUUGUCGAGGAGUCGAGGAUACGUCGGGGAAAGCAGCAUCGGGAAGAACGGUUGGAUGAUGUCCGAUGAAUCCGAGAGCGAGUCGGAGAGGACCGUUUCGCCGAUGGAUUCGAGGAACUCAACGGGGAAUCGAGAUGGUGGUUGGGAGAGGAGCAACGGCGCGCGGAGAAACGAAACGGCGAGUGUCGACGAGGGCGAUGAGAGAUCGAAUCGCGACGGUCCAUCAUCGAUGGCGGAGGAGAGCGGUGGGAAAGAUGGGAUCGGGGCGGAGAACUCGUGGACCGGCGACGAGAACGGGUUCCUGAACAAGAGCAGAAGCCAGGCGGCGAUGAUGGCCAGCAGGGAGCGGGAGCGGGAGCGGGAGCGGGAACGGGAGCGGGAGCGGGAGCGCGAAAGAGAACGAGAACGCGAACGAGAACGAGAACGCGAAAGAGAAAGGGAGCGGGAGAGAGAACGGGAUCGAGACGUGGACGCGGAGGUCGAUUCGCCCCUGUCGACGAGGUCACGGUACGCCGCGUUGAAGGAAAGAAGGCAACGGCUGGCUCGGUCCAGAAGCUCGCACAAUUUCGGCGGAGAUGACCUCGACCUGGACGAGGAGCCACCCUCUCCGACCACCCAGUCGCCGAACGCUUACUUGGCAGCCAAGUACGGUGCCGGGUCCGAACUGGCCAGGAGUCGGAGCACUCACGCUUUAAAAUCGAGGGAGCCGAGCCCGGAGCGAGACAGAGUGGGCACCGAGAAGGAUGGCGCUGCAUUAAGUUCGUGGGCACGGUACUUGAAGAACAAGUACGGGAAUCGCACGACCAAAGAUAAAGAGCCUUCGUCCUCUGCCUCGACGAUUCCAUCAUCGAGUGGAAGCACCUCGAGGAGGUUGUCGCUCGGUUUACCUUUGAGGCACGGUGGUCAAACGUCCUUCGAAUCUUCUGACGACGAUCAAAAAAACCCGUCAGGCUCCCCCACGUCCCCUACGGCAGCUCCCGUUAUACCCGCGGCAGCAGGUUCCUCCACUAGCAAUGGGCGGAGGAGUCACUACUUGCUGAAGCGGCGGCAGCUGUUCAAGUUCGGGAUGCGGGGGAGCGAACCCGGAUGCUUUACUUGGCCCAGAGGCCUCGCGGUUGGCCCUGACAACUCCAUCGUAGUGGCCGACAGCUCUAACCAUCGUGUUCAAGUGUUCGACUGUAAUGGGAACUUCGUGAAGGAGUUCGGAUCGUACGGCAGCGGCGAGGGUGAAUUCGAUUGCCUCGCUGGGGUAGCGGUGAACAGGAUCGGUCAAUACAUCAUCGCGGAUCGUUACAACCACAGAAUUCAGGUUCUCGAUCCUUCCGGUCGUUUUCUGAGAGCGUUUGGCUCCCAAGGUACCGCCGACGGUCGGUUUAAUUAUCCUUGGGGAAUCACCACCGAUGCUCUUGGAUUUAUUUAUGUGUGCGAUAAAGAGAACCAUCGCGUACAGGUAUUUCAAUCGGACGGUACGUUCGUGGGCAAAUUCGGUUCCUGCGGAAGCGGACGUGGCCAAUUGGAACAUCCUCAUUACAUCGCGGUGAGCAACACGAAUCGCGUGAUCGUGAGCGACGGGAACAACCAUCGUAUCCAGAUAUUCGACGUGAACGGUCGUGUGCUGACCUCGUUCGGAUCGGAGGGCUCCGACGAGGGUCAGUUCAAGUUUCCAAGGGGUGUCGCUGUCGACGACCAGGGUUACAUCGUCGUCGCCGACUCGGGCAACAACAGGAUACAAAUAUUCAGCCCGGAGGGGGCGUUCCUCAAGUCCUUUGGCGGAUGGGGUAGCGGUGACGGUGAAUUCAAGGGUCUGGAGGGUGUUGCCGUCACAUCGACCGGUAACAUCGUCGUCUGCGAUCGCGAGAAUCAUCGCGUUCAAGUGUUCUGACUUCGUUUUCUCGUUUUCGUUUUCGUUUUCGCGUCUUCUCUUGCGAUUCACGCCAUUGUCGAGCGACAAUCGCGAUCGAUCAAGGAUCAAGGAUUUCGUUUCGAAGAUCGAUCAUGGUCGAGGGAUCAGGCAAGUAUUUUCCCCGAAAAUACUUUUGGGUGGAAAGGCGCGCUUCGACGAUGAACGGAUGAGACGUCACGUUAACCGCUUGCUUGCGUUAGGAAUUUAAUAAACGUAGCCUGUUUUUUCGCUAAGCUAAUCUUCUUACGGGGAAGCCGUUCGAUACCAUCAUAUAAUAACGAAUUAACUUCGAUUUCUUUUCUCUCCCAGGGAAUAUAUAUAUUUGAAUCGAUUGGCAACAAUUCUCCAAUUUUAUUCCGAUGUAUGAUAAUAAUUUACCUCGUUAAUAUGUCGGGACGGAAAAUCAAUACUGGAACCGAGUAAAAACUCUCUCGGGCGUCGGUCGGAUUUUAGCUUAAAGAGAAAAAAAACGGGAUAAAAAAAAAAAAAAAAAAGAAAAAGGAAUAUCAUUUACUUCUCUCUCGUCUUACACCCUUCCUCUCAUUCUAUCAUCUUCCUCGUACGCACAUCAUAUCCGCGUAAUUUAAUUUAAUUUAUAUUCAAACAUGACACACACAUACAGUUUGUACCGUUUGUAUGCUUUAAACAAAUUGUUGCGGAAGUAAUAAAAGAGAAAUGAAGAAAAAAA